This is a messenger RNA of Verticillium dahliae VdLs.17, 3321 nucleotides long. RefSeq names its product nitrite reductase. The record is from RefSeq and is a predicted model, not a curated record. Gene Ontology annotation, molecular function: heme binding; nitrite reductase [NAD(P)H] activity; 2 iron, 2 sulfur cluster binding. Lineage: Eukaryota; Fungi; Ascomycota; Sordariomycetes; Glomerellales; Plectosphaerellaceae. The transcript has 2 exons. The coding region runs from base 1 to 3321 and encodes 1106 amino acids.
AUGGCGGAGCGAAAGAAGCUUGUGGUUGUCGGCCUGGGCAUGGUCGGCAUCGCCUUCAUCGAGAAGAUGCUCAAGCUCGAUGCCCGCACACGCGCCUACGACAUCAUCGUCAUUGGGGAGGAAUCACAUCUGGCCUACAACCGUGUCGGCCUGACAAGUUUCUUCGACCACCGAAAAGUCGAGAACCUCUACAUGAACCCAAAAGAAUGGUAUGCUGCCGCACCCGAAGGAGCUCUCGGCUACCACAUCAACACCAAAGUCACAGAUGUCGACGCCAAGGCCAAGACGGUGACAUGUUCCAACGGCGAGGUUGUUUCCUACGAUUCCCUCGUCUUCGCCACCGGCUCCGAUGCCGUCCUACCCCGCCACACCCCCGGACACGACGCGAAAGGCGUCUUCGUCUACCGAACAAUUGACGAUCUGAUCAACCUCAUUGAAUUUGCUGAACAUAGGAAAGGAACCGUCGGCGCCGUUGUCGGUGGCGGCCUGCUUGGUCUCGAGGCCGCCAAUGCCAUGAUGGAUCUCAAGUGCUACGACAAGGUCAAGCUUAUCGAAAGGAACCGAUGGGUGCUCAGCCGUCAGCUCGACGCCGAUGCUGGUACCAUGGUUGUUGAACAGGUCCGGGACCUCGGCCUCGACGUUCUCCUCAGCAAGCGCGUUGGUAAGGUCGAGGUGGAUGCCGACAACUAUGUCACGGGCGUUCUGUUUGAGGACGGCGAGCAGAUGCCAUGCUCCACGAUCUGCUUUGCCAUUGGCAUUCGACCGAGAGAUGACCUCGCCCGCAAGGCCGGUCUCAAGUGCGCCGAUCGUGGCGGUGGUAUCAUCGUCGGCGAUGAUCUGAGCACCAGCGAGCCCGAUAUUUACGCCAUUGGCGAGUGUGCCAGCUGGCAGACCCAGACAUUCGGCCUAAUCGCUCCUGGUGUUGAGAUGGCCGACGUCUUGUCUUUCAAUCUGACACAAGCUCACCUGCACUCGCCUCGCGUCUUCAAGACUCCGGAUCUGAGCACAAAACUCAAGCUGCUUGGAGUCGAAGUCGCCAGUUUUGGUGACUUCUUUGCUGAUCGCGACGGGCCCAAGAAGCUGCCCCCUCGUGCGAAGCGUGCCAACAAGGAGAACGUGCAAACGGCUCUCGAGACGCUCACCAACGGCCUACCGCCAGCACCAGUCAAGGCCCUGACCUACCGCGACCCCUUCUCCAACGUGUACAAGAAAUAUCUGUUCACGGAAGAUGGCAAGUACCUUCUUGGUGGCAUGAUGAUUGGCGACACACGCGAUUAUAUCAAGCUUGUACCCAUGGUCAAGAACAUGAAAGUUCUCGAGAUCCCACCGAGCGAGCUCAUUCUUGGCGCGAAAAAGGAUGGGGAGGAUGAUGGUGACGAUCUAUCCCACGACACCCAAAUUUGCUCGUGCCACAACGUGACCAAGGGCGACGUCGUCGACGCCGUCAAGGACGGCUCAUGCACGAGCAUCGGCGACAUCAAGGCGUGCACCAAGGCCGGCACGGGCUGUGGCGGCUGCAUGCCCCUCGUGACGACAAUCUUCAACAAGACAAUGGCGUCAAUGGGCAACGAAGUCAAGAACCACCUGUGCUCUCACUUCAAAUACUCGCGUGCCGAGCUCUACCACAUUAUCAUGGUCAAGAAGCUUCGUACGCUCGCCGAGGUUAUGCGCGAAGUCGGAACCGAGCCCGACUCGCUUGGCUGCGAGGCCUGCAAGCCCACAAUUGGCGGCAUCUUCUCCUCGCUCUGGAACCGCCACGUCAUGGACAAGCCCCAGCACGGUCUUCAAGAGACCAACGAUCGUUUCCUCGGAAAUAUUCAGCGCAACGGCACAUACUCCGUUGUGCCUCGUAUGUCGGGUGGUGAAGUCACUCCUGCGAAGCUCAUUGUCAUCGGCCAGGUCGCUGCCAAAUACAAGCUUUACACCAAGAUCACUGGUGGCCAGCGUGUCGACAUGUUUGGUGCCCGCCGGCAGGACCUGCCUGCUAUCUGGCGGGAGCUCAUCGCUGGAGGCAUGGAGUCUGGCCACGCGUACGCGAAAUCGCUGCGUACUGUCAAGUCCUGUGUCGGAAGCACGUGGUGCCGUUACGGUAUCGGCGAUUCGGUUGGCCUCGCUGUCCGUCUCGAGGAGCGCUACAAGUCCAUCCGAGCGCCGCACAAGAUCAAGGGUGGCGUCAGCGGUUGCGUGCGUGAGUGCGCUGAAGCGCAGAGCAAGGAUUUUGGCCUCAUCGCCACGGACAAGGGCUUCAACAUCUACGUUGCCGGCAACGGUGGUGUUACGCCGAGGCACGCGGAGCUACUUGCCAAGGACGUACCGCCCACCGAAGUCAUCCCUAUCCUUGAUCGCUAUCUCAUGUUCUACAUCCGCACCGGAGACAAGCUUCAGCGGACAGCGAGCUGGAUUCAAGCGCUGCCGGGUGGCCUGAAGUAUCUUCAGGAAGUCGUGCUCGAGGACAAGCUCGGCAUCUGUGCGUCCCUGGAGGCACAGAUGCAGGAGCUCGUCGACAGCUUCUUUGACGAAUGGGCUGAGGCACUUGCGACGCCCUCGAUCAUCAACAAGUUCAAGCAGUUUGCCAACACGGACGAGUCGGUUGAGAAUGUGGAGAUUGAGGCGGAGCGCGACCAGGAGAGGCCCGUGUACUGGGCGCCAGAAGCGGCCAAGGAGGACUUCAAGGCGCUCAAGUCACGGUGGACAUCGAAGGAGUGGGAGCCUCUUCUUGCUGCCUCCUACUUUGCCGGGGCCGACGAUGCGCCGAACGGCAUCUCGGCGACGAUCAAGCGCGGCGACACGCAGCUCGCCGUGUGGCGUGUUCGCGGAAAGUACUAUGCCACGCAGCAAAUGUGCCCGCACAAGCGUGCCUUUGUGCUGUCGGAAGGCCUCAUCGGCGAGGCUACAGGCGCAGACACGUGCUCGGACGCGCCCAAGGCGGACUCCGGGUGCAGCACCAACGGCGACGCCAAGAAGUCGGCGCCGUGGGUGUCGUGCCCCUACCACAAGCGCAACUUUGACCUCGCCAACGGCGACUGCAAGAACGAUGGCGAGCUGAGCAUCGCGACGUUCGAGGCCGAGGAGCGCGCUGACGGCAUGGUGCACGUGCUGCUGCCGCCGGUGGCCGAGCUCGACGCCGAACUCGGUACGGCCAAGUGGAAGGUCAAGAAGGGAGAGUCUGGCCAGGCGCCGUUCGCGGGCCUCGACAAGGCCGUUGGUUUCAAGGGCAUUCGCGGAAAGAAGCCUGGCGUCAAGCCCUUUGCGCCGCUCAAGAUGAACAGGCCAGUGGAGGUGCUUGCCGGAGGCGGAUGCGGAAGCGCACCGGAUUGGUAG